Molecule: messenger RNA, 1074 nt
Organism: Vigna angularis (adzuki bean)
Lineage: Eukaryota; Viridiplantae; Streptophyta; Magnoliopsida; Fabales; Fabaceae
Exons: 1
Coding region: 1-1074 (357 amino acids)
Source: RefSeq, a predicted model, not a curated record
AUGGCUAACCAGAGCCCCACAUACGGUGAUUAUCUCACCAAUCCUUCAAAUCCUCUAUUCCUUCAUGCCAACGAAUCACCAUCACAAGCAUUAGUUUCACAACCCCUAAAUGGACGAAAUUAUCAUUCAUGGGCAAGAGCUAUGAAGCUCGCUUUUCUUUCUAAGAACAAGCUCAAGCUUGUAGAUGGCAGUAUUCCUUCUCCAUCACCAACAGAUUCAUACUAUGGAGCGUGGGAGCGAUGCAACAUCAUGGUUCUUGCUUGGAUUCAUAGAUCCAUUGAUGAUUCUAUUAUACAAUCCAUUCUUUGGAUUGAUCAAGCAUUAGAGGUUUGGCAAGAUCUUCAGGAUCGUUUUUCUCAAGCAGAUAUGUUUAGGGUUUCUGAUCUCCAGGAAGAGAUUUUUCGCCUCCAACAAGACACCCUCACUGUUAGUCAAUAUUUCACUCAAUUAAAAGGUCUAUGGGAUGAAUUUGAAAAUUACAGACAUGUUCUCCAUUGCAAGUGUUCAAUACCCUGCACAUCCGAAGCCAUCCAAGCUUAUAAAAGAUAUAGAGAUCAAGACUAUGUUAUUUGUUUCCUUAAAGGUUUAGACAAGCAAUUUUCACAUGUCAGAUCCCAGAUUAUGCUUCUAGAUCCCCUUCCUCCAAUAAACAAGGUUUUCUCUUUGAUUGUUCAACAAGAGAGGCAAAUGGCUACUACAGAAAUGACUGAGUUAUCAUUUGAUGCGAAAACAUUUGUUGUCAACACUAAUCAAUAUAUUGGUCUUGGAAGAGGUCUUGCUAUUAAUCCAAACCAAUAUUUUGGAUAUAGUAGAGGUCGUGGGAAUAGAGGUAGGGGUUGUGCCACAAUUGGAAGAGGCCAAAAUUCUUUCAACAAACUCUGCACUUACUGUGGAAAAACCAAUCACACAGUGGAAACUUGUUAUUUUAAGCAUGGUUUUCCUCCUGACUACAAGUCCAGACAAAGCAAUGCUAAUAUGGCCAACUCAAAUGAGGAUUGUGCCACGGAAAAAGGCCCCUCAACCAAGUUGGGAAAUACUACCCCAGAUGUUGGUUUUACUCAAGAGCAGUAUUAA